Messenger RNA from Phragmites australis (common reed), 1695 nucleotides. Its product is annotated as transcription factor UNE12-like. Gene Ontology annotation, molecular function: DNA-binding transcription factor activity, RNA polymerase II-specific; protein dimerization activity; RNA polymerase II cis-regulatory region sequence-specific DNA binding. NCBI's taxonomy places the organism in Eukaryota, Viridiplantae, Streptophyta, Magnoliopsida, Poales, Poaceae. Bases 144 to 1007 code for a protein of 287 amino acids. The record is from RefSeq and is a predicted model, not a curated record. The transcript is spliced from 7 exons. Gene Ontology annotation, cellular component: nucleus. Gene Ontology annotation, biological process: regulation of transcription by RNA polymerase II.
CCAGACCACCACUCCUCGAUCCCCCCACUUCACUCUCGCGCAGAGUGAACGGCUUCCGUUCCGGGCCGUCGGCGGCUGCUGGAGAGCCAGCAAGCAGGCUUUUGCCGUCGCCGGCGGGCGGGACGGGUCCCACGUCGCGGGACAUGGCCGGGCAGCCGCCCCCGCAGGGCCCGGAGGACGACUUCCUCGACCAGUUCUUUUCCAUGGCCGGCGGCUCCUACUCCGCCGCGGCCGCGGGGGGCGGCCGCACCGCGGGGGACCAGCCCUUCUCCCUCGCGCUCAGCCUCGACGCCGCAGCGGAGGCGUCCGGCAGCGGGAAGCGCCUCGGCGGAGACGCCGACGGCGGCAAGGCGGAUCGGGAUGCCGUGCAGCUCCCCGGGCUCUUCCCGCCGGUGUUCGGCGGCGGCGUGCAGCCACCGCACCUCCGCCCCAGCCCGUCUCCCCAGGUGUUCCACGCUCAGCAGCCGAAGCAGGGCGGGGCGGCUGUCGGGCUGCAGCCGCCCGCACCGAGGCCGAAGGUGCGGGCGCGACGUGGGCAGGCAACUGACCCCCACAGCAUCGCAGAGAGGCUAAGAAGAGAGAGAAUAGCAGAAAGGAUGAGGGACCUGCAGGAAUUGGUCCCCAAUACAAACAAGACAGAUAGGGCAGCUAUGCUAGAUGAGAUCCUCGAUUAUGUGAAGUUUCUGAGGCUUCAAGUUAAGGUUCUAAGCAUGAGCAGGCUGGGCGGUGCUGGUGCUGUUGCACAGCUGGUUGCUGAUAUUCCACUUUCAGUUAAAGGGGAAACAAGUGAUAGUGGGAGCAAACAGCAGAUUUGGGAAAAGUGGUCAACGGAUGGCACAGAAAGACAAGUUGCAAAGCUGAUGGAAGAAGACAUUGGGGCAGCGAUGCAAUUUCUCCAAUCCAAGGCACUCUGCAUGAUGCCAAUCUCGCUUGCCAUGGCAAUCUAUGACACACAACAUUCACAGGAUGGCCAACCAGUGAAGCCAGAACCCAACACUCCUUCCUAGUAUAGUAACAACAACCGUAACAUGCAUCCUUACAACUACUAGCAGGUGUCAACCUAUCAAGUGUAAGAUAAAACUUCUGGUUUUGAUUCACUAACAAGGAGGCAGGAAAAGACCUAAAAGAUCCUCUCCACUUAAAGUUGUACCAAUGGUAUAUCAUGUCACUUCCCCCUUUCCAUCUUUUGUUCAAAGUUGCUUUAAUUGCAAGGAUAUGGUAAGCAAUAACCUGAUCAUGCUCCUAUAUCUUUCAAUGCCCCUAUGAGUGUGAGCGAUGGAGAGAGCUACUAAAGAGUGUCAUGCUCUCAUAAUGUUUCUUUCCGGGUCUGUAGUGCACUAGCCAUACACUUUGUGGUGGGGCCUGCUUUUUCGGUAGUGGGUGUAUGGACUAAUCAAAAGGGAUUGAUGUAUGUGUGUGUCUGCGGCCUGCACAAAUGGUUGACAAAAUCUGGAUACAGGAUGAAAUGGAAGAUGAUGUUGAUGUUGAUGUUCGUUCUUCUCCAUUUUUCCAAAGUGGAGGGCGGAGGCUUUGGUCAAUGGAGGCUGAGCAUGCGUUAAUCAGCUUGCUAGUGGGUCUGCUAUCUACAUGUGUUACCUAAUCUCUAUUGAGACACACUCUUGAUAAGAACUUCAAUAUAAAGUUGGGAUGAGAUUAAUCCUUAAAAGUACUCAUCCUCUGUGAUGAGUUAUCGUC